Messenger RNA from Sesamum indicum (sesame), 2813 nucleotides. Its product is annotated as acyl-UDP-N-acetylglucosamine O-acyltransferase. The record is from RefSeq and is a predicted model, not a curated record. NCBI's taxonomy places the organism in Eukaryota, Viridiplantae, Streptophyta, Magnoliopsida, Lamiales, Pedaliaceae.
UUUUCUCCUCCAAAUUUCUGUUAAAACAAUAAAAGUCGUUUGGUUUUUCGAAGUCUCCUCUCUCUCUCUCUCUCUCUCUCUGUCUCUCUCUGUCUCUUCGUUCUCUCUUUCUAUAUACACAACCUAUACAUACAUAUAUAUUCGAAAUCUCUCUGUGUAUGCGUCUCUAGUUUCGAUCUUUCGCGCUAAUCUUCCGUUUCUGUUGCUUUUCUCUCUCUAGGUUUCCCUUGUUUUGUUUUUUGUUUUUUUGCGGAAAUGGAAAUGUCGGGAGUGGAGGAUUCGAGCUUUCUGAUGAUUUCGUGCUACGCGAUUGGUGGAGGAAUGGUCGCCGGAAAACGAAUAGCUCGAAGGUUUCUUAAGACUUUUAUAAUACCCACGACGCCGCGGUGUUGUAAGUUCAGGUUGUUCUGAACUUGAAGUUAGGGUUUCUUUAUCUUUUUUGUUCGAUUUUCUGUUUUACUGUGGUUGGAGCUGGAACUUGGAGAUUUGGCUUACUGGGGGUGUAAUUUUGGUGGCGUUCUUAUGCUUCAAGCUUUUUAGUUUUACGAUGUUUGGGAAUGGUGUUUCUAGUUUAAAUUCGGUGAGGAAUUUGACAAUUUUGUGGCCUUCAACUGAAGUUUAGUUUCCUAGAAUUCUGUGUAAAAUUCCAUAUUUUGUUACUGAAUGCUCUGAGUGAUGUUGAAUCUGGCCUUUAAUGGUAAAUGAAGCUUGAAUAUCGAACUUCUGUUGGAUAUUGUAUAAAGGCUGUAUUUGGAGCUUAAAGAAAUCACUGAAGGCUUGAAGAAUUUUCCUACAGGAGGGAUAAAGUUUUAGUUGGUCAUGUUUUCUGUGGGUUAAUUGAUGUGGAAUUUUUAGGUUAUCAUCUCAUUUGGUUCAAGCUAAUAGACAUCAAUUGAAGAGUUUGAAUGGCGGGAAGGAAGGAAUUGGGGUUCCCAAAGACGGGUGGUGGUAAUUUGAAAGAGCAGUUGGUGAGAACAACUCUUCGUAAUGUGAGAUCACAAGGGCACCCAUAUGUUGAGCUUAGGGAAGAUGGGAAGAAGUUGAUCUUUUUCUGUACUUUGUGUCUUGCGCCUUGUUAUAGUGAUUCAGUCUUGUUUAAUCACUUGAAGGGCAAUUUACACACUGAAAGACUAGCCACUGCACAAGUUACACUGCUGAAACCAAAUCCAUGGCCAUUCAGUGAUGGUGUCUUUUUCUUCCAUAAUGAUUCAGGGGAGCAAACUAAAUGUUCGCCUGUUUCAUCUUCUGAGGGAAACAAGUUGCUUGACACCCGUCAUGUGGAUGCAGAUAGCCUCGAUAUUGUUAGUUAUGCAGGAGACUUGGGACAAAAUGCUGUUAAUAAUGUUCUGCAACAGAUUAACGAUCAUGCAUGCUGUGAUGAAAUUCCAUGUCAUUCCAAUAUAGAUGGUGAAGUCACUAGUCAAGAAUUAGUUAUUCCAUCCGUGCUACAAAAAGAUGAGGUAUCCAAUUUGGUAGUGAAGCAUAUGGGAAUUGGGCGAAUUGGUGCUAGGUUUAGUGAGAAGAAUGGAGUUUCCAGUGAAAUUUGUAAAAUAUGGUGUGAAUGGCUUGGGAACAAGGGUGUCGUCAAUGAAGAUAUUAAUGUGGUUCCAGAGCAUGACUUUGCUAUUGUUACUUUUGCGUACAACUAUAACUUGGGUCGAAAGGGCUUACUUGAUGGUUUCAGAUACUUGCUUCCGUCUAGUCCUCAUUCUGAAGCUGAGGAUAGUGGUAAUUUCAGAGGCAAGAAGAGGAAGUCAUUUUCCGAUCCAGAAGAUCUAAGCGAGGCCUUGACUAAUCCAGAAGACUCUUCUGGAGAAGAGUCUCAAUCUUCAAACAAUUCUGAUCUGAAAAUGCUAUUAUCCGGAAAUGAUGAUCAGUUGGUUUAUUCUCGAAUUGUUUCAAGCAAAACCAUGAGGAAGCAAUUGAGAAACCAACAGCGUGUUGCCUCCGAGAGGUCCUGUGAUAUCUGCCAACAGAAGAUGCUCCCGAAUAAAGAUGUGGCUGCUCUCUUGAACAGGAGGACUGGAAAGCUUGUUUGCAGUAGUAGAAAUUUGACUGGGGCGUUCCAUCUGUUUCAUAUAUCCUGUCUCAUUCAUUGGAUACUGCUUUGUGAGGUUGAAAUUUAUGCGAAGCAGUUAAUUGAGCCCAAAGUGAAACGGAGAUCAAGGAGAAAGGUUAAAGGCAAGGAUGGGGAGAAUGGUGAGAAGCAUGGUAUGCAAGAGAAGCAAAUCUACUCUGCAUUCUGUCCGGAGUGCCAGGGAACUGGUAUAAAUAUUGAUGGAGCGGAACUGGAGAAACCAACUGUUCGACUUUCUGAGAUAUUCAAGUAUAAGAUCAAACUAUGUGAUGCUCACAAAGCAUGGAUGAAAAGUCCAGAAGUGUUGCAAAACUGCUCUGUGGGCCUGGAUUUCCCUCCUUGCACCGAUGAUGUUUAUCAGGACAAUGCAGCGUGCCUGAAAUUGCUGAACUUCUAUCGUGCCACCAAUUAGAUCCGGUCCCCAAGUGGCUAAGAUGGAAGGCUGGUUUGAUUUCUGAUAUAUUCGAUGGGUGGAACUCACAUCUAACUACUGUAUUUGGUUGUAAAUCUGAUGGUGAUCUUGAAGAAAAUCCUGGUCUGUACUUCAAAUAGUUGUAUAUGUGUAGAAGACUGUUUCUAGCUUGUGGAUGGCAGAUGCAUAUGCUAGUGGGUUUGCUUAAAUUUGGUUCUCUGUAAAUAAUUGCAUCUUUUGUAUGGAUGCUUGUAGCAAAUACUUCAUAAAUUCUCCUACAAAGUUCUUGUAGAUCCAAGUGAAUCUAGACCUGAUAUUAGAACA